This is a messenger RNA of Aureobasidium melanogenum CBS 110374, 492 nucleotides long. RefSeq names its product diphthamide biosynthesis protein 4. The record is from RefSeq and is a predicted model, not a curated record. Gene Ontology annotation, molecular function: metal ion binding. The coding region runs from base 1 to 492 and encodes 163 amino acids. The transcript has a single exon. Gene Ontology annotation, biological process: protein histidyl modification to diphthamide. NCBI's taxonomy places the organism in Eukaryota, Fungi, Ascomycota, Dothideomycetes, Dothideales, Saccotheciaceae.
AUGGCGAAUCAUUAUGAAGCCUUGGGCUUGGGUCAUCGCCAAUUUGAUGGGAGUUUGACCGCUCAAGACAUCAAGCAGGCAUAUCGCAAAGCGUUGCUCGAACAUCACCCAGACAAAGCGCAAGCCGGAGACGCUUCUCGAACCGUGGAUUCCAUCACAGUCGCCUACAAAACUCUGUCUGAGCCCGAGGCCAAAACCAAUUAUGAUCGUGAGCUACGUUUGCAGCAUGCGCGCAACAGAAGCGACGACAAAAUCUUCCAUACCGGACUUGAUAUUGUAGAUCUGGAUGACUUGGACUACGAUGAGAAGACUGGUGAGUGGUGGAGAAGUUGCAGAUGUGGCCAGGAUCGUGGCUUUGUUAUCACCGAAGACGAGCUGGAGAAUGAGUCGCGCUACGGAGAACUCAUCACGGGCUGCAAGGGCUGCAGUCUGUGGCUCAAAGUCUUGUUCGGAGUUGAGGACGAAGAGCAAGAUGUCAAAAGUGUUGCUUGA